AUGGUAUCAAAGUCCAAUCAACUAUUUCGGUCCAUGAAACAAUGUGUAUUCCUGUCAACCUUGUUGGCAACAUCGCUUAUGAUCGUUAAUGCUGAUUAUUGGAACCGUUCAAUUUUUAACGGAACAGAAACCGUAGAUAAACAGCAUGUAGUUUUAGCAUGUGGUCUGGUGGAAUGUGGCCUAAGAUGUAGCAAUCAACAUGGUUGUGAUCAUUUUUUCUAUAGCAAGGAAGGUGAUUGCUAUUUGAUAUCACCAAGAUUUCUAGAUAUUGGUUCUACACUGUUAACUGGUAUAUCGAAGUAUGAAUAUAUUCCUACAGGAUGUCCAUUGAUAUUUAAGUAUUUGAAUGAUAUUUGUUUCUAUGUGGUUGAUGAUCCAGCUGACAAAUUACAGUCAGACAAAUCGAAUAUAUUUUGUAAGAUAUACGAUGCACAAUUAAUGGUAAUUGACAGUCAAACGAAGCAUGAUACUAUUGUUGACUAUAUGGAUCCUGGUAAUACCUAUUUGUUUGGAAUUUACAAUAUAUUACCAAAUCGUUCAUUUGAUACGACGGACAACAGAAAGAGUGAAGAUAUACAAUACAGUAACUGGAAAGAUGGAGAACCAGCUGGGCCAUUUGAUAAACCUAAUUAUGGUAUAAUAAGAACUACCGCUGGUGGUACAAAUUUUACAUGGAAAAGUGGUCAGAAAAAAAUCCGUUACUUCAUCUGUGAAAAAUAUUAA
Lottia gigantea (owl limpet) is the source of this 723-nucleotide messenger RNA. RefSeq lists its product as hypothetical. The coding region runs from base 1 to 723 and encodes 240 amino acids. The record is from RefSeq and is a predicted model, not a curated record. NCBI's taxonomy places the organism in Eukaryota, Metazoa, Mollusca, Gastropoda, Lottiidae. The transcript has 3 exons.